Messenger RNA from Aspergillus campestris IBT 28561, 3558 nucleotides. Its product is annotated as M protein repeat protein. The record is from RefSeq and is a predicted model, not a curated record. NCBI's taxonomy places the organism in Eukaryota, Fungi, Ascomycota, Eurotiomycetes, Eurotiales, Aspergillaceae. The transcript is spliced from 4 exons. The coding region runs from base 1 to 3558 and encodes 1185 amino acids.
AUGGCUUCGACGGAAGAGCCCAUCCCAGCCGCCGCCCCUGCGGAGGUCCCUGCGGAGGUCCCUGCCGUGGAAGUUCCCCCCACGGAGGCGCCCGCCCCGACCGAGGCUCCCACCGAGGCGCCCGCCGAGGUCGACUCGGACACCGCUCCCCCGGCCACCCCCGUCGACUCGACCGUCCUCUCCGGCAGUGAAGAGCCCGUCACCAGCCCGGACGCCACCAAGGACAAGGAAAAUGUCAAGUCCUCCCCCGCCAAAUCCACCACGGCCACCAAGCGUCCCGUGUCCGGUACGACGGCGACGAAGCGGCCCAGCUCCAUCUCGAGCACCUCCAAGACCGCCACGGCCCGCACCUCCACCACCGGCGGCACCCUGAGCCGCCCUCCCACCCGGCCGUCCACCACCUCCACCACGAGCUCGACUCGCCGCCCGCUCAGCACCUCGACCACCGCCUCCCACCGGUCGCGCGCUUCGGUCAGCAGCUCCGCCGAUGAGAAGGCCCGCUCCAUUGCCAGCUCCGGCGACGAGAAGCGGGGCAUCGCCGGCACCGCCAAGCGCAUGUCGCUCGCCGGCACCGCCAGCACCCGCCCGUCCACCCGGCCCAGCACCAGCACCGUCGAUCGCCGGUCCAGUGUCGCCGCCUCCUCCACCGCCGAGAAGCGGUCGUCCGUCGCCCGGGCCCCGUCCACCGCGACCCGCCCCGCCGCGCGCACGCGGCCCGCCACCGCGGCCCGGAGUGCCGAGGACGAGGAGAAACUGCAGACGCUCCAAGCGAAACUCACCGAAAGCGAGGCCACUGUGUCCGGUCUCAAGACCGAGUUGGACGAGGUGAACCAGCGCCUCACGCAACUGUCGCUCUCCGGCGAGUCCGCCGCCGACGCCAAGGGCGGCGAGGCGGCGACCCAGGAACUCCAGGAGCAGCAUGCCGCGGCUCUCCAGGAAUUGACGGCCCGUCACACCGAGCAGCUGCAGGCCAUCCAGGCCCAGCUCGAGGCCGCCGAGGCGGCGCGCAAAGACGUCGAGGAGAAGGCCGCCCGGGAUUUGGACGAGGCCGCGAAAGCGGCCGCCGCCCAGGGCGACGACCAGGCCGCGGCGGCCCUCGAGGAGCUGAAGCAGACCCACCAGACGCAGCUCGACUCCCUCCAGCAGCAACUGGCCGGGCUCGCCGAGGAAUUGGAGUCCCAGAAGCAGCGCAACGAGGCCGCCGCCAAGGGAUUCGAGGAGGACAAGGCGCAGGCGCUGGAUGACCUGGAGAGCGAGCUCAAGGGUCGGGACCAGGUGAUCAAGGAUCUCAACGUCGAGAUGGAUAAGCUCCACCACGCCAAGGAGCAGGAAUCCGAGGCCGCCCAGCAGGCCGCCCAGCAGUCCGUGGCCGCCCUCGAGGAGAAGGUCGCCGGGCUCGAGUCGCAGCUGGCGGCGGCUCACGCAGCGUCCACCGGCACUGAAGACUCGGCCGCGCUCCUGGCCGGCAAGGAGCAGGAAGUCGCCGACCUGAAGCAGGCGGCCGAGAAGGCGCAAGCCGAGCUCCAGGAGGCCCGCGACGCGGCCGGCAAGGAGCUCGACCAGAAGAUCCAGGAACUGAACGCCGCCCACGACGCCGCCGUCGCCACGCUGAAGGCGGAGCAGGAGGCGGCGGUCGCGGCCGCGGCUGCGUCCCACGCCGAGGAACUGGCCACGGCCAAGGACGCGGCGGCCUCGGCGGAGUCGGCCGGAACCUCGCACGCGCAACAGCUGCAGGAGCUCCGGGACGCGCUGGAUGCGGCCGAGGCCCACGCUGCCGAGGGCCGCGACGAGGCCCUCGCCGAGCUUCAGGCGACGCACCGCGCGGAGCUGGAGUCGCUGCAGCAGAAGCUGGACGCGUCCGAGCAGUCCGCGCAGCAGGUUGGGGAGGACCGGGCCCACGAGGCCGAGGCCGUGGCUGUGCAGGAGAUCGAGUCGCUCAAGGAGAAGGUGGGCGCCUUGGAGUCGCAGCUGUCGGCCGAUCGGAGCGAGAUGAAGACCUUCGAGUCGGAAAUCCAGAGCAAGCAGGCUGAGGCCGAGGCCCUCCAGCAGAGCCUCGUCGCCUUUGAGGCCCAGACCCAGGCCAGGGAUGCCGAGCAGGCCAGUCAGCGCAAGGCCCUGGAGGACCAGGUCGCCGCAGCCGAGCAGGCCCUCGAGGCUCAGCGGGCGGACGCUGCGACCGCGGCGGAGCGACACGCCCAGGCGCUCGACACGCUCAAGGCCGAGCAUGCCUCGGCGCUGGCGCAGGCACAGACGGCGGCCGCGGGCGCCGACGACGCGCACGCCCUGCAGGAACUCCAGGCCAAGUACGAUGAGCUGCUGGCGACGAACCAGCGCCUGGAGUCGAGCCACGCGGAGGCGGUCCAGGCCCUCGCGGCGGAGCUCCAGUCGACCCGCGAGCGCCACGCUGCGGAGAUCGCCACCCACACCGAGUCCCGGGACCAGGCUGUCGCCGAUCUCCAGAAGGAGUUUGCGGAGACCAAGGCCCAGCUGGAGGCCGAGCUGACCACGUCCCGCACGUCCCGCACCUCCGAGGCCGACGCCGAACACAGCCAGGCGAUCGAGGCGAUCCUCAGCACCCAGGACGCGAAGCUCUCGGGCCUGCGGGCGGAGCUGGAGGAGGCCCACGCGGCCAAGCUCGACGAACUGCGGCAGUCGCACGAGGCGGCCCUGGCGGCGGUCCACAGCCAGCUGGCAGAAGCACAGACGGCGGCCGUGCCGGAUAACUCGGCCGUGGACGGACUGACGGCCACCGUGGCGGAGCUGGAGCAGAAGCUCGCCGCAGCGGAGCAGGCGGCCGUCGCGGCGCGGGAAGAGCAGGCCAGCCAGCACCACACGGCCCUGAGCCAGCUGGAGGCCGAGAAGGCCGAAUGGGCGCAGAAGCACGAGGCGGCGGCCGCGCGGGUGGCGGAACUGGAGCAGUCGGUGGCGGCGUCGGCGGACCGGCCGUCGGACCUGGCGGCGCUCCAGCAGCAGCUCAGCGCGUCGCAGGAGCAACUAGACCAGGUGAAGGGCAAGCACGAGCAGGCGACGGGGGCGCUGGACCAGCUCCAGGCGCAGAACAAGACGCUGAGCGACAAGCUGUCGGAAGGCGAGCGGGAUCUCAACGACCAGAUCGACAAGAACAUGUCGCUGCUGAACCAGCUGGGCGAGGUGGACUCGGCGAUCGCGAGCAGCCGCAAGCGCGUGCGCGAGCUGGAGGCGGACCUCGAGGCGCUGCGGGCGGUGCAGGGCGAGGGUAAAGAUCCGUCGGUGGGGUUGGAGGGCAGCCGAUGGGCGUCCGAGGACGAGAAGAAGGCGACGACGGGCGGAGAGGCGGGCAGUCCGGCCGGAGAAGGUGAGGAUCUUGGUUCAUCUAUCGAGGGAACGAUGGCCAGCAUUCAGGAGCAGCUUAAGCAUAUUCGCUCGGCCAACGAUGAUUGGUAUGAUGAGCACCGACGGUUGAUUGGCGAGCUCACGCAGCUGUCCCAACGCGGGACUCCCCACAUGCGGAGUCAGACGUCGACGCCAGGGCUCGAGCGGGUGCUCUCCAGCGCGGAAGUGAAGACGCGACCGGAGUAA